AUGCUUACUGUCGAAGAAAUGCCACCCAUCAGUGGUUCUGAAAUGAGCACAGCUAACUCAAGUUUAAUUGAUGAUCAAGAAAAACCACAAACUAAAAGCCAAAAGUUUGGUGAAACGUCCUUUCUCUCAGAAGAUCUGGAAGCCAAACCAUCAUGUCCAGUCCAAGUGUGGAUUAAAACUAAUUAUGAGAAAGCUGCAAGUUCUAAAUCUUCAAUGUUACCAAUGGUGAAGUAUGGAUCAAACAAAUGGAGAAUGGAAGUAACAAAUCCAAUAGAUCCAGAUAAUCGCUACUAUUACAGGAUUUAUCCUUGUUCAAUAACCAUUUUGAUAGAUCUUGGAACUCCGGUAAGAGAAAGGAAUGUGAUCAUGAUGUCGGAUGGGCUGGCUGAAAUGUUUUACAGCCAACAUUUAUGUGACGUGCACUUCGACUUUAAAGACAGCCAGACUGUUGGUGCUCACGUUGUUAUUCUAUCGGCCGGCAGCCCAGUAUUCUCCGCUAUGUUUCGAUCUGAGUUUCUGAAAUCAAAAACCAAAAAAGUGACCAUCACUGACAUUGACAUUGAAGUGUUCCGGCAGCUCCUCAUCUACCUGUACACGGGCAGCGCCCCCAAACUGGCCCAGGAAAACAUGACGCAGUUGCUCUUCGAGGCCGCGGACAAAUAUAACAUCGACAACCUCAAAACCGAAUGCACCGAUGUUUUGCUGAAACGUGUGAAUCUCGACAAUGCCAUCCGUUUACUGGUUUGGUCUCAUAUCCACUCAGUAGCAAAGCUUAAGGAAGCAACCUUGAAGUUUUUGGCUGCCAACAGUCUUCGAAUUUUCUCUCAGCCGGAAUGGAUGGAUUUGAUUAAAAACUACCCGGAAUUGUGCCUACUGGCUACGCAGCACAUGUCAAAACUGCUAAACAUAACCAACAAAACUGCUAAAUCGACUUAA
Messenger RNA from Daphnia pulex (common water flea), 936 nucleotides. Its product is annotated as TD and POZ domain-containing protein 3-like. The record is from RefSeq and is a predicted model, not a curated record. Lineage: Eukaryota; Metazoa; Arthropoda; Branchiopoda; Diplostraca; Daphniidae. Gene Ontology annotation, cellular component: nucleus; cytoplasm. The transcript has a single exon. Gene Ontology annotation, biological process: proteasome-mediated ubiquitin-dependent protein catabolic process; regulation of proteolysis. Gene Ontology annotation, molecular function: ubiquitin protein ligase binding. Bases 1 to 936 code for a protein of 311 amino acids.